This is a messenger RNA of Linum trigynum, 5418 nucleotides long. Lineage: Eukaryota; Viridiplantae; Streptophyta; Magnoliopsida; Malpighiales; Linaceae. The record is from the annotation of a GenBank genome assembly.
CGAGGUGGAUCUCCUCCACGUCAUCAUCACAUUUAAUGCUUUGUACUCACAUUCCUGUCAGAAGCCCCAACCACCUUGUCAGGCUUCUAACGACUGGCAGGCGCCUACAAGCGGGGAACCACUUGCCAGCCUAGACUUCUUGGACCUUUAGCGCUUUGUCCUCAUGCCUGGUAUGGAGUGGGCUUUGCGGGAUUCUUCUGCUGGAUAAUGGCCUAAGGCUACUCUUGACUGAAUGGGCCCUCUCAUGGGCCUUUCUUUGGGCCCCUCUAGUGAUAUCCCCAACAAUUGCCCCCCAGUUAGGCGCUCAUGGUUUCUUACUUGAGAUCCUAACUAAUCCUCUGGGCAGGGCGCUUCGCAUUUGCCACAGUCUCUCGUUGGAUGCCCGGUUAUCCGCCCUUGUAUAGUUUCUCUGCGCCUGGGCCCUUGCCGUCAUCCAACAUUCAUCUCGUGCCCGGGCGCCCAUCCAUGUGACCGAAUUUUCUUGGAUUCAUGCCCACCUCCCGAAAGGUGCCCUACGUUCUGACCGCUCCGUCGCGCCUACAUCAGCUAUCGGCCCCCUCCUCGUGGCUACGACUUGGAAUACGCUAUGGGAUGGGCACCUGCAUUUGGGUGUCUGGGUGCCUGGGUGCCCCCCUCACGGACGGGCGUUUGAGUUUUUAUCCUAAAUAUUCCCCGAAAAUUCCAAAUUUGAAUUUCGAAUUUCCAAAAUUCAAAAUUGGAAUUUUCGGAGAUUGAUGACUCGAUAUUUGCACAUGUUUUCCCCUUUGUUUCUUGAUCGUUUAAGCUUUCAUUAUAGCUUCUUUGGCCUAUUUUACGCUAGGUUGUGUUCCUUUGUCACAUUUCAGGCCCUAGCAAAUAAAGUGAAGCAUAGGCGCAAGUUUCAAGUCAAUCAGAGAUCAAUUGGCGAUUAGGGAGAAGAAACACGAGCAUGACCUGAAGAAGAAUGGAUUUCUACCUCACUUUAUGGACAAAUAAUCAUGGAAGUUUGUUAUGAAAAGAAAGAGGACGAGACUACGAGCGUCUGGGUUCAAACGGCGACUGAUUCGGAGUCCGGACGAGGGAGAAAUGAAGCUUUGAACAGGGGUGGAGGAAGAAUUACGGGCAGGAGAAUUACGACCGUAAUUUACCCUCCCAUGCCCGUAAUUUCACUGCCGAGAGGAGCUUUGGGUACGCUGAAACUUAACCAAAACGCGUGUUUUGGGCAAAAUAAGGGCAUGGAAGAAUUACGACCGUAAUUCAGCCCGUAAUUCGCCCAGAAUCGGAUUUUUGAGGCAGAUUAGAGCCAAAGGAAAGGGAGAGCUGGGUGUUGGGAUCCCAAACACCCAAGGGACGAACCCUAGAGAGAGAGAGCGACUUGGGAACAUUCUUAGAGCUAUUUUGGAGGAUUUCUUCGCCAUUGGAGCUCGGGAAUCAAGCUUGGAGAUGGAGAUUGAAGAUCUAGAUCAGAUUUCUGCAGUCUCUCUCUUCUCUAUGGAGUAACUUCCCUUCACUUAGGUUUUGAGGAACCCUAGUUCCAUGAGUUAGGAUCUUUCUUGUAUGAAGUUUUGGAUGCUAUAUUGUUUGAUUAUAAUCGAAUGAUGCAUGUUUGAUUAUAAUCGAAUGAUGCUAUAUUGUUUGAUUAUAAUCGAAUGAUGCAUGUUUAUUGAGUCAAUUGAAGUCUGAUCAACUUUUCCUGAUUUCUGCUGCAACCUGAGAUAGAUAGAAUCUGAUUAGGUUGUUAGAGCCUCAUCAUUCGGUAGUAGGAGAUUGGCUAUACGAGAGUUAGCCAGUUUACUGCUUUGUACUGGAAUCCAAUUCCAGUAGUGGAGUUCUGUGCUUAUUGCUUCAGCUUUCUAUCCCGGUGAAGACUAGUCGCCUGCCGGAUAGUUAGACUGAGAGGGCUUGGUCAGCUUAAGAGAUUCCAAGCUACUGUCGGAUCUUCCGCAGUUUAAUCAACAGUAAAACAACCAAAAGGAAUUACAACUUGGACCUAAUUGAGGAGCUAGGGGGAAUCAUACCUAAGUGAGUUCCCAAACUGUAAUUAGUAGUUUUAAUUAGUUUAGUUAGUAGAGUAGUUUAGUUAAUCAAUCCUUAAUCUAGUUUGCUAGAUAAUGAACUGAAGCUGAGUAAUAGUAACUCUAGAGACCCGUGGAUUCGAUAUUUAUUACUUGUGCCACUAUACUGCAGUCCCUUUCAUUGGUUACACUUGGCCAUUGUUAGGUGUUGUGUUUUAGAGCAUCAAGUUUUGGGCGCCGUUGCCGGGGACUUUCUAGAUUAUUAGGAAAGGCAGAAGUUUGUUAUUUUAGCGUUUUUCUUUUCUUUUCCACCCUUGCUUUUCACUUUGGUGUUUUUGUUUUUUUGUUUUUGUUGGUGCAGAUCUGAAUCAUGGAUCCGCGUGGCUUCUCCAACCAGUGGGGGUAUCCACCACCAUCCGAGUGGUAUUACCCCGCGACUCCCUACAGAAAUCAAGGAGGAGAAGACUAUGGAUUCGGGUUCCAGUACCAACCCCCUUACUACGGAGAACAAUCAGACCCCUGGGCAUAUCAAGAACAACCUCAUUACCAAGAAGACUUUCUCCCACAACCAGACGGGCCAUCGGAGCUGGAGUUACCCAUGGCGGCCUUCACGGGCCACUCUGCAGAGCCAUGCUACACUUCACUGGAGGAUCCGAACGAACAAUUAAGGCUUCUCGUGGAGCAGUUUGCUCGAGACACUGAGAAAUCAUGCUCCAAGAUGGAUCUUCAAAUCAAAGCCCUUGCCACUUCCGAUCCUUCAUUUCUCCAUGAUAUGGAGGAGACUGUUCAGCGUUCAGCGAAGCAAACAGAGUGGGUGAAGCAAGUUUGCUCACAUCUUGCUCAAGAUCACCUUUCUGCUACCACGCUAGAAGAGGUGGAGGAUGACAAAGGCUAUGGGAGCGUUGAGGAGCAUACAGAAGUUAUCACAGAGAACUCCCAUGAUAACCGUGAUCAGGAAAGUCCUUUGGUUGCAGACCACAUCUUUCCUCAUUUAUGCUCUAACAUGCUGGGCCCGUGCGAGGAGAUGCAAGAUGAUCCCAUUGAAGAAAUUGCUUGGCGACUUGCUCUCCAAUCUGUUCUAGAAGAAGAAGAGCGAGCAAGGAUGAGGAAGGAAGUUGUGGAUGAUGAGGAAGAAAGAAAAGAAGAGGUGGUUCUUGAUCUUUUCCCAGGGGAGAGACCACAUUUUGAAGAAGGAAGGGGGGUUGGGGAAGCAAUUGGUGUCCAGGCUGAGGAUGAAGUUGAGGUGGAAGAGGCAUGCACCGGCCAUGAGUUGCAAGUAAUAUCCCCACCAAACUUUGAGGAACUGCUUGGCAAGGACCCAUUUGCAGUGUCUCUUUGCAAGACCAAGGCCACAUCGACAUCGGUCCCUCUUGGUGGACGCGAUGGUGGUCGGUCGAUGCUGUCAUCUCUGGUUUGGGGCAAUGAGACGAGAGAAGAGAAGAAGAGGUCUCGAGGGUGGAGACUUCAUCUGCAUCAAGUACAUGAGCCUUCAUCACCUGCCACACCACAUGCUCGUGACUUGAGACUCCACCUCAUCGACGAGAACCUCAACUUCAAGGAGGUUCUAGCAUGGACCGAAACUUAGGAGCCAUCGUCCGGCUCACGACGUGAAAGAAGCGCUUGUUGGGAGGCAACCCAACCAGUCGGUUUGCAUUUCUUUCUCUAUUUCUCCUCGGUUGAGUCAGUUUUGUUAUUUGAUUUUAGAGUCAAUAAAUCAACCUUUGUGAGAUUUUGUGUGGUGUUUGUGUUCUUAUUACUCUCUCUUCCUGGAAUGCACUGCCUGACCCGUACAUCAUCAUUCACCCUUGAUCUGGUAACUUCGUUUUACCCUCCUUAUCUUUCCUCCAUUGAGGACAAUGUCGUGCUUAAGUGUGGGGGGGUGUUCGAUUAUGUAUGCGGGUGAAUGUUUGGCUGUUUGUGUGCUUGGAGCCUAGUCCACUGUCCAAAUUUUUAAAUUUGAGGGCUCCAAGUAAGUGUUUCCUUGCAAAUUGCCUGCUCAGUAUGCUUUGAAUUGACAGUCUCUAUAGUAAUGUGCAACCUAGGGAGGUAGUGUAGCACUAUGGAGGAUGUUGAAGUAUAAGAUUUUUCCUAUCUAGCUCUCUGUUGUGCCAGUUGAUUUUGUGAAUUAGUGGAGCUAAGACCGUUGAAUUCAUGUGGUAAUGGUGACUCUGUUUGGAUUGUGUUAUGGACUUGUGUAUCGAACAGGGUGCUCAUGUAAAAAAUGAAAAGCAGUUGGUCCUCCAUGUCAAAAUCAUAAAAUCUUAAACAUGGGGUAAGCCCAACGUGUGCGGCACCGUUCAUUGCACAAAAUUGGGUUUUGGAAGAGAUUUUAGUGAUCCUUAGUGGGGUACUCCUACAAGGUGAAGCUAAGCUGUCUCUAGUACAAGUAAAAUUUUCACCCGUUGAACGGUUUGCCUACUUGAGGAUGUGUUUUUAAGGGCACGGAUAGAGCUUCCGACCCCCCAUAAUAUUAUUGACCCUCCGCACGAGUUGAGGAAAAGGAGUUAAAAGAAGUACUCUGGCGAGCUCCAGAUGUACAUAAAUUGCUCUUGCUCGACUAAUAAGGGUCGACCGUGCAAAAGACUGCAGUUGGAACCCCACCAAAUGAAAGAAAAAAUGUAAAUGAAAGUGAGAAAAAGGGGUUCCAACGGUGAAAUGAAGUGAAAGAGCACCCCGGUACAACGAGUCCUUGGUAGUGAAUGGUGUGAGUCCCUUUAUCCAUGAACUGACUGUCUUACUUCUACUUCUUCUCAUGAUCCUGGCUUGAGUCUAGUACUCGCAUUGAGAGAGAUAGGGAACGUCUUAGAAGACCAGUUGACCUCGUAAGCUGCUAUAUGAUCUAGGAAAUCCUCUACCGACGAUCGAGGUUGUAUGUUGAUAUAGAGGUCUGGAGAGCUGCAUUGGUUUGAGUUAGGUUUGCUUGGGGACAAGCAAACGGUUAAGUGUGGGGGAAUUUGAUGACUCGAUAUUUGCACAUGUUUUCCCCUUUGUUUCUUGAUCGUUUAAGCUUUCAUUAUCGCUUCUUUGGCCUAUUUUAUGCUAGGUUGUGUUCCUUUGUCAUAUUUCAGGCCCUAGCAAAUAAAGUGAAGCAUAGGCGCAAGUUUCAAGUCAAUCAGAGAUCAAUUGGCGAUUAGGGAGAAGAAACAUGAGCAUGACCUGAAGAAGAAUGGAUUUCUACCUCACUUUAUGGACAAAGAAUCAUGGAAGUUUGUUAUGAAAAGAAAGAGGACGAGACUACGAGCGUCUGGGUUCAAACGGCGACUGAUUCGGAGUCCGGACGAGGGAGAAAUGAAGCUUUGAACAGGGGUGGAGGAAGAAUUACGGGCAGGAGAAUUACGACCGUAAUUUACCCUCCCAUGCCCGUAAUUUCACUGCCGAGAGGAGCUUUGGGUGCGCUGAAACUUAAUCAAAACGCGUGUUUUGG